Molecule: messenger RNA, 774 nt
Organism: Hydra vulgaris (swiftwater hydra)
Lineage: Eukaryota; Metazoa; Cnidaria; Hydrozoa; Anthoathecata; Hydridae
Source: RefSeq, a predicted model, not a curated record
AUGAAAUAUAAAAAUAUUUGCGAAACUGUGAAAAUAGAAUUGCGUAAAGCAAGAUGUUACUAUGAAAAUGAUCUUGUUAAAAAAUCAAAGAUAAAUCCGAAACUGCUAUAUAAAUAUGUGAAUAGUCAAAAAACGAUUAAACAAGUAUUUAAAGCAUUAAAAGAUCAAACUGGUUGCGUAACAAAUGAUCAAAAUGAAAUUGUUGAAAUUUUAAAUACACAAUUUCAAGAUGUUUUUACCAUCGAAAAUUCUACAGAAGAGCUUCCACAAAUCAAAAAUUUAGGGGAUAUUAUUAUUGAUGCAGUUAGUAUAGAUUAUUUUGAUGUUUUAAGUAGAUUGAAACAUGUUGAUAUCAAUAAAACAUAUGGAGUUGAUUCUAUUCAUCCGUUAAUUUUGAAAAAUUGUGCGGAUUCCGUAACAUUGCCGUUAACUUUAAUUUUUAAAGAAUCUUUUGUUAAAAGUGAGCUACCAACUCAAUGGAUAGCAUCAAAUAUUACACCACUAUUCAAAAAGGGAGAUAAAUUAGAAGCUGCAAAUUAUAGACCAGUGUCAUUGACGUCAAUUACUUGUAAAAUUAUGGAAGGAAAGUCUUGUACAACAAACUUAUUAGAGGCGUUGGAUUAUAUUUUAUUUAAUUUACCGAUUGGUAUUUCGGUAGAUGAAGCACUUUUAGAUUUUGUUAAAGCUUUUGAUUCUGUUGCUCACAAAAGACUAUUGAUUAAAUUAUCUUCAUAUGGAAUUAGUGGUUUAUUAUUAAAAUGGGUUAAAGCUUAA